GAAUCUGAUGAUGAAUCUAACGUACACAUAUGUAAAAUAUCACAUCAUUACACCAUAUAUAGCUGUAUAGAAUAUACUCCGAGUAAGAUGGAUUUGAGCAACACAAGGAUUGUAAAAACCAUAUAUAACACGUUUAAUUUUCUCAGUUUAACUGAUGAUGGCAAGCUAUAUUACAAAAUCAUUUGCGACAAACGUAAGAGAAUACAUCAAAUAGAUAUGCAAGAGAAGAUUACAAGCAUGGGUUGUGGAAGGGAUUUUUACGUAGUAGUUACCAAUAUUGGUAAAAUAUACACUUGGGGAUUAAAUUGGGACAACUUAUUAUAUUUCACAAAAGAGCCACGUGAAGUAACCGCACUUUCAGACAAAAAGAUUGUCAAGGUAGCCACUGGAAGUGAUUAUAUACUUGCUCUAACCGAUAAAGGGAAAGUUUACGGCUGGGGUUCGAACACUAUAGAUAGACAAUUGAAUCUAAAUAAGAGAAAAAACUAUUCGUCUCCUAUCAUGGUGAAUAUAGCUAAUGUCAAAAAAGUAUCGGAUAUCGCCGCCUUGAAAACCAAAAGCUUUGUCAAGUGUAGCGAAGAUGGACUUGUCUACAUAUUGGGUUAUUUUGCAAAGACAUUCAUUAAAAAACCUCUCGUCUGUGAAUAUACAAACGUAUUUAACGUAUGUGACUCGAUGACGGCAUACUCGCCAAUAUCCGUGACCCAUGAAUUCACGAAUGAUGAACUUGACAUAUUAAAUGAUUUGGAAACUGCAUUCAACGAUCGCUUAACGAGUGAUCUUGCGAUAGAAGUCGAGGAGCAAUCAAUUUACGUUCACAAGACUAUCCUGAAGAUGCGUUGUACAUAUUUUAGAAACAUGUUUCAAACUGAUUACAUUGAAAGCAAGCAAAGUAUCAUUAGACAUCAUUAUUAUUCCUAUAUCGUGUACAAAACCUUUUUAAAAUAUUUAUAUACUAACAGAAUCGAUUUAUCAUCUAUAGAUGACUUGUUAGAACUUUUGCAACUAACUGAUGAAGUCUGCGAAAAAAAUCUCGAGACGGAUUGUAUACGAACAAUAAAAAAGGCAAUUACUGCAUCAAAUAUCGUAUAUCUCAUUAAUCUUAUUGACAAAAUGACAAUAGAACAUCAUAAGAAGGAAUUGGAGGAAUAUUGCUUCAAGUUCUAUUUAAAAAACAUGACGGAUGUGAUGCGGACCGGAAGUUUCAAACAACUUGAUGACGAAACAAAAAUACGUCAAAAUAGGGCCUCACGGGAUCUUUAUAAGUUUGACAUUAAUACAGCACUGAUGGUAUGUCCAAAUGCGCAUGCGUCAAAAGAUGACUCGCCUAACAACACUGGUGGGUAUAAAGAGAGUGAAGCCAAUCCUGGUUCUCCUUCCUGA
Mycetomoellerius zeteki is the source of this 1383-nucleotide messenger RNA. Its product is annotated as RCC1 and BTB domain-containing protein 1. Lineage: Eukaryota; Metazoa; Arthropoda; Insecta; Hymenoptera; Formicidae. Gene Ontology annotation, molecular function: protein binding. The transcript has 10 exons. The coding region runs from base 88 to 1383 and encodes 431 amino acids. The record is from RefSeq and is a predicted model, not a curated record.